Messenger RNA from Choloepus didactylus (southern two-toed sloth), 670 nucleotides. RefSeq names its product P antigen family member 3-like. The transcript has 6 exons. NCBI's taxonomy places the organism in Eukaryota, Metazoa, Chordata, Mammalia, Pilosa, Megalonychidae. The record is from RefSeq and is a predicted model, not a curated record. The coding region runs from base 250 to 591 and encodes 113 amino acids.
AGGGAGCCACGGGCUGCCUGGCUGGCUGUAUUUGCUGGCUUGGUGGCUGUGCUGCCAGGACUAUAGCCAACUGGGGAAGAAAGGCUCGGGCCUUUCUGAGAUGCUCGAGAGAGGCAAGCGUGGAGGUGGAGAGAGGUGGCCAAGAGGCUGCUGAGAGAGCAACUCACAUGGGCUACGAGUGCAGAGGAGACAGGGAAGUCCUGGUGGCUGACCCAUGUGUACCAAGCUGCUCCAGGGAUAGUGUGAAAUAUGAGUGGGAAAUUCAUAUCCACACCCAAAUCUGAAGAAAGAAUCAAUGAUCAAGACCCUUCCCAGCCUGCUGGACCCGGAGUUGCCGAGCAAUCCAGUGAUGAACAACCUGAGCAUAAUGAGCCACCAACCGAAAGCCAGGAUGUUCCACCUGGUCAGGAAAUAGAGCAUGAAGGAGCACAUGCAUGCCAAGGAUCUGACCUGGAACAUGAACUCCAAGAACUGACUCAGCCAAAGACUGGGGGUAAACGUGGGGAUGGUCCAGACAUCAAGGGGGAGAUUGUAACAAAUCUGGAGCCUGUUAAAAUGCCAGAAUCAGGUGAAGGGCAACCUCAGAUUUGAAAAGAAGACAAGGUGAAAACAUGCAUGCUGUUCUUCUUAUGUUGGAAAUGUGAUUCUUAAAAGUCUCUCAAUAAAGACU